Messenger RNA from Salvia miltiorrhiza (redroot sage), 2148 nucleotides. Its product is annotated as calcium-dependent protein kinase 28-like. NCBI's taxonomy places the organism in Eukaryota, Viridiplantae, Streptophyta, Magnoliopsida, Lamiales, Lamiaceae. The coding region runs from base 297 to 1985 and encodes 562 amino acids. Gene Ontology annotation, biological process: protein autophosphorylation; intracellular signal transduction; peptidyl-serine phosphorylation. The transcript has 12 exons. Gene Ontology annotation, cellular component: cytoplasm; nucleus. Gene Ontology annotation, molecular function: calmodulin binding; calcium/calmodulin-dependent protein kinase activity; calcium-dependent protein serine/threonine kinase activity. The record is from RefSeq and is a predicted model, not a curated record.
AUGAAAAUUUUAAGACAAUAAGGAAAAGAAAAAAGUAGGAAGAACUGGAGAAGGAGAUUUAAUUUGUCCUCUCCUCUCUUUUACCGCAAGCUUGUUUGACCAUCGCCACCACCUCCUCUUCUCCUUCUCCUUCCUCUCUUCUUCCUCAACCCUCUGAAAUUCAUCAUUCCACAAUAUUUUCUCCCGCGUUUGUAUAUCUCUUGACCCAUCUCCAUUCUGUUUUCACAUGAUUCAGCUGAUCUUCAUUCAAUCCUCCGAUUUCCGAAAACGAAGCAGAAAUCUGCAGCUGCGUCAAAAUGGGUAUCUGUAAUUCCACCACCAGGGACAGCGGCCCCAGCAGCGCCCCGAAACCCGCGGCCGAAACCGCCGCCGACGCCCACCACGAUAAAUGUAACGCCGCCUGGCCUGUCGCCAAGAUACGCCCCCCGUUCAAAUCAAAAAAGCAAGAGGGGUCUCGUCAUAAGCCCAAGGAUAAACAACAGAAGCAGAGGCAGUCUCCGCAUAAUGUGAAGAAUAACUCUAGAAGGCAGAAUGGGUCGAUCCCUUGUGGGAAAAGAACCAAUUUUGGGUACGACAAGGAUUUUGAUGCGAGGUACACGAUUGGGAAAUUGCUGGGCCAUGGCCAAUUUGGUUAUACGUAUGUUGCAGUUGAUAACCGCAAUGGAGAUCAUGUUGCUGUCAAGAGAAUUGAAAAGAACAAGAUGGUUCUCCCAAUUGCUGUUGAGGAUGUCAAGAGAGAAGUCGAGAUAUUGAAAGAAUUAGCAGGUCAUGAGAAUGUGGUUCAGUUCCAUAAUGCUUUCGAUGAUGAUUCAUAUGUAUAUAUAGUUAUGGAGUUAUGUGAGGGUGGAGAGUUACUAGACCGUAUAUUAUCUAAAAAAGAUAACCGUUAUGCAGAGAAAGAUGCAGCAAUUGUUGUAAGGCAGAUGCUGAAAGUUGCAGCAGAAUGCCACUUACAUGGUUUGGUACACCGUGAUUUGAAGCCCGAGAACUUCUUGUUUAAGUCGGCAAAAGAGGAUUCACCAUUGAAAGCUACCGAUUUUGGACUUUCGGACUUCAUAAGACCUGGAAAGAAGUUCAACGACAUUGUUGGGAGUGCAUAUUAUGUUGCUCCAGAGGUAUUGAAACGUAGGUCAGGCCCAGAAUCAGAUGUGUGGAGCAUAGGUGUAAUUACUUACAUUUUGCUUUGUGGCCGUCGGCCCUUCUGGGAUAAAACUGAGGAUGGCAUCUUUAAGGAGGUUCUUAGAAACAAGCCUGAUUUUCGGCGGAAACCAUGGCCAACCAUAAGUGAUGCCGCUAAAGAUUUCGUGAGGAAGUUGCUAGUGAAAGAUCCUCAUGCAAGACUUACUGCUGCCCAAGCUUUAUCUCAUCCAUGGGUUCGAGAAGGAGGUGAAGCUUCAGAUAUUCCACUAGACAUAUCCGUUCUAGCCAACAUGCGACGCUUUGUGACGUACAACAGAUUGAAGCAGUUUGCCCUUCGGGCAUUGGCUGGCACAAUUGACAAGGAAGAGCUGGCUGAUCUACGAGAUCAGUUUGAUGCAAUUGAUGUGGAUAAAAAUGGAGCCAUCAGUCUCGAAGAAAUGAGACAGGCCUUGGCAAAGGAUCUUCCUUGGAAGUUGAAAGAAUCACGCGUUGUUGAAAUCCUUCAAGCGAUUGAUAGUAAUACUGAUGGACUAGUAGAUUUCUCGGAGUUUGUAGCAGCAACGGUUCAUGUGAAUCAGCUGGAGGAACACAAUUCAGAAAAAUGGCAGCAGAGGUCCAGGACUGCUUUUGAAAAAUUCGACGUUGACAAAGAUGGAUUUAUAACACCAGAGGAAAUCAAAAUGCACACGGGUCUGAGGGGUUCGAUAGACAUGCUUCUAGAAGAAGCGGAUAUCGACAAAGACGGGAAGAUCAGCUUGUCGGAAUUCCGCAGGCUCUUGAGAACUGCAAGUAUGAGCUCAACCAGUGUCACUCCAAGAGCUAAUCAACAUCGACGAAAGAUGUAAUUCUUUACCAGCCUAGCCUGCUUUUGCCUUCCUUCUAUAACAUCAUUAGCACCAACACUGUAAAUUGUUUGUUGCUGCUCUUCAACAUCUUUUUGCUCUUCCAACAUCUAUGUAUCAAUUCAUUCUACUUUAUUAAAUCAAUUUCAUUUUUCCGUUUCUUGUA